Messenger RNA from Serendipita indica DSM 11827, 390 nucleotides. Lineage: Eukaryota; Fungi; Basidiomycota; Agaricomycetes; Sebacinales; Serendipitaceae. The record is from the annotation of a GenBank genome assembly.
AUGCACACUGUAAACCCGCGAGAUUUCGAAGAUACCGACCUGCCGUGGUGGGGACUCACCUAUGGCGGCCAUCUUUACAUGAUCAUUGCCAUUGCGUACACACAGGAUGGGCAGGUUCAUCUUUAUCCGAACCUCGAUUAUUUUCCGACGAUCAACAUGUACGACGAAGUGCUGCCUGUGUGGACCCCAAUACUCUACAUGCUCCUGGGCAAUCUGAGCAUGCAACAUGAAGAAAGAGUCUCCUUCACCUCUUCGGAUCUGCUGGUGCUCUCUAGACCGCUUCAUCUCGAUAUACUCGGCACACCAGAGUGCGGAGCGAGUAGCAGCGUCUAUCACACCGUUGGACGAUAUUUGCUCAAGGUGGCUCAUCCAACCCCAGAAACGACGUAG